GAACAAUCUGAAUUGCCAACCCAAGUCGAGAGGACUUUUAUUUGAACCUUUUCUUCUUCUCCUCCCAUCAGACCGCAUCCUGCGCUCUUUCAAGAAGAUGCUCGGGAUUACUUCCGCUUCUUUCUACCCUUCCAUCUUCGAAGCACACAAGCUCCCAUCGUUCAUGUUGUCGACCGGACAACAAGCCCUUCUCCCGAAAGUAUGUAACUUCGCCUUCGGGGAGGAAAUGUUUUCGUUAAUUUCGAUCCUUUUCCCUUCAGUUGUCCUCGUCAAUCCGUUCUUCGUCCUUUUUCCGUCUUGCUUGUUUGACUUGAUAGAUCACACGCGAAACCUCAAUCCUUUCUCUCUUCUGAGCAUACUUCAUUGUGGAUGACCUUGAUCUAACCGGACAGCUCCUGGCUAGCAUCCAAAAGAGCAAUAUGGUCCGACGAC
Messenger RNA from Parathielavia appendiculata, 432 nucleotides. RefSeq lists its product as uncharacterized. NCBI's taxonomy places the organism in Eukaryota, Fungi, Ascomycota, Sordariomycetes, Sordariales, Chaetomiaceae. The coding region runs from base 98 to 373 and encodes 91 amino acids. The transcript has a single exon. The record is from RefSeq and is a predicted model, not a curated record.